CACUCUUUACGAAGACAGAGAAGGCUGUUACACCUCACCAUUCAAAAAGAUGCAGACCUUUGGAGUGAAGUUCCUUGCUCUUGUUGCAUUUAUGAUGCUUCUCUCGAGCUCUCUGGCCCAUCAUGAUCAUGUCAUUGAGAAGCGUUCAAGUGAGAGUGGAAGCAUGGAGGUAUCGACACCAACCACAACCUUGAAUAACCUGUUGAAUUUGAUCAAGGUUCUUCAGGGCUUGAUCACACCUCCUGCUCCAGCCCCAGCUCCUGCCCCGGCCCCAGCUCCUGCUCCAGCUCCAGCUCCUGCCCCGGCCGCAGCCCCACCAAAAUAAUAACCAUGUUCUUGUUGUACACUGUAAAAGGUGACUUCAUGGUUUAAUGUCAAUGAAUGAAAUAAAGUCCCUUUGAGAUA
This is a messenger RNA of Myripristis murdjan (pinecone soldierfish), 405 nucleotides long. RefSeq names its product E3 ubiquitin-protein ligase TRIM33-like. Bases 50 to 325 code for a protein of 91 amino acids. Lineage: Eukaryota; Metazoa; Chordata; Actinopteri; Holocentriformes; Holocentridae. The record is from RefSeq and is a predicted model, not a curated record. The transcript is spliced from 4 exons.